AGAUUGAUCCCAACUUGAAGAAGCUGGAGGAAGUUGUGCAGAAACUAGAUAAAGUUUCAGCUGGGGUUAGUACUUUUCUUCAUCUUCUAGAUAGCGCAAAACAGGAGCAGAAGGAGCAGCAGCGUGAGUUGUCCGAAGCACGUGAAACAGGAUCCUUGCCUACAAAUGAUCUCAUCGGUAGAGGCGAGGCUAAGGAGUUCGUUAUGCAGUGGUUGAGGAAGCCAUCAAAUGUGCAUCGGGGAACUGAUUUGUACAGAAACAUUUCUCUUCUAUCUACAGUGGGCCAUGGUGGUAUGUGAAAGACAACUCUCUUACAACAUGUCUAUGAAGAUGAAAUGACAAAGGAAUUUGAUUUUAAAAUGUGGGUUUGUGUUUCCAACAGCUUUGAUGUGAAAAAAGCCAUUGCAGAUAUGUUGGAAUCUCUUAAGAAGGAGAGGCCUCGUUUGGAGACACUUGAGGCACUUCAAGAUAGUCUUCGUACUGAGAUUGUGUCCAAAAAGUUCUUACUUGUGCUGGAUGACAUUUGGGAGAAUGAUGAGAAGCAGGAUAAAAAUAAAUGGGAGAAGUUGCUCGCCCCUCUGGCUUAUGGGAAAAUGGGUAGUAGAAUUUUGGUAACAACUCGAAUGGACUCGGUUGCAAUGAUGAUUGCAAAGGUAAUUAAAAAGAAUAAGGAAACAUUUAAAUUAUCGGGCUUGGAGGAAGAUCAGUGUUUGCAGCUCCUCAACUCUCAUGCAUUUGCUGAUGUGGAGAAUCCUAAUGAUUAUAAAAGAUUAAGAUUCAUUGCUGGAGAGAUUGUUAAAAAGCUUUCAGGAUCUCCAUUGGCUGCAAAGGUCAUCGGUGGUGUUUUGAAUUCUAGCUUGGAUGAAAGACAUUGGACAAAAGUUUUAAAUGGUGAUUUUUUAAGUCCAAAUUUGGGUCAGGAUGGCAUCUUUGUCAUUUUAAGAUUGAGCUAUAUGUUCCUACCAAAACAUCUACAAAAUUGUUUCGCAUUUUGUUCUAUAUUUCGACAAGAUUACAUGUUUGAUAAAGAUGAUUUAGUUCGAAUGUGGAUUGCGUUGGGUUUCAUUCAACAACAUCAUGAUCAAGAAUGGACUAUGGAGGAUAUUGGAGGAAUGUAUUUUGAUGUUUUGGUUAAAAAAUCUUUCUUUGAUCAGUUUGGACAUUACUACAAAAUGCAUGAUUUAAUACAUGAAUUGGCACAAUCAAUUUCCAUAAAGGAAUGUUUAAGAGUUGAGGAUAGUACAAACUUUUCUUCUAUAAUUCCUAAGACUCUUCGACACUUGUCUGUUCAAACUACAAAUCCAGACAUCAUAAAAAAGAUUGGGCAGUUUAAAUAUUUGCAUUCACUUUUCUUGUUCAAUGAAGCUUCUAAUCAGGAUUUCAGCGCACUUAUCAAAAUAUUCAAAACAUGGAGAAGCCUACGCUUAUUAUACAUACAUGCUUCAGCAAGCUUGAAAAUGAUACCAGAGGAGAUUGGAAAUUUGAUACAUCUUCGAUACUUAAAGAUUGAUGGUAAUUGUAAUUUGACCAUGCUGCCAAGAUCUCUAAGUAAUCUCUAUCACUUGCAGUACAUAGUCUAUGAUGAAAGGUUGUCAAUCCAACUUGAAGGUGAUGAUUUUUUACCAAGUUACAUUAAUAACCUUUCUAACUUGCGUUACGUGAAAUUGUCCAAGAAUUAUAUUUCAUCGAUAUGUGGGAUUGGGAAGCUAAAGUCUCUUCAAGAAGUGAAUAUGUUUGAUCUUAGAGAUGUGAGUGGUUAUAGAAUUGGGGAGCUGGAGAAUAUGAAUGAUCUUUGGAAAUUAGGAAUCAAUUGCCUUGAAAAUGUUAAGGAUGCCGAGGAGGCUUGUAGUGCCAAAUUAUGUGCCAAGAGGAGGCUCACAGAUCUAACCUUAUGUUGGAGUAACAUUGAUUCGAGGAACAUCGAUUUAGAUGAGAACGUGCUGGACAACCUUCAGCCACCAAAAUGUCUAAGGAAUUUGAGCAUAAAGAGAUACAUGGGUGCAAGGUCUGCUAUAUGGAUGAACAAUGUUAAUCUGAUCUUCAAUCUAGAGAAAAUCGAAUUGACAGAUUGCUUGGAGUGUGAAACUCUUCCACCUUUUGGGCGACUUCCCUUCCUCAAGUCUCUAAGAUUUUUUGGCUUGCCGAAAGUAAAAUGGCUCGAAAGUAAAUUUAAUGGGAAUGAUAAAUACGAUGCCUUUCCAUUGCUAGAGGUGUUAUAUAUUUGGGGAUUAGAUGCAUUAGAGGAUUGGUUUGAGGCAGGAGUA
Messenger RNA from Dendrobium catenatum, 2264 nucleotides. Its product is annotated as putative disease resistance protein RGA4. The annotation marks the transcript as partial. Gene Ontology annotation, biological process: defense response to other organism. The transcript has a single exon. Gene Ontology annotation, molecular function: ADP binding; protein binding. The record is from RefSeq and is a predicted model, not a curated record. NCBI's taxonomy places the organism in Eukaryota, Viridiplantae, Streptophyta, Magnoliopsida, Asparagales, Orchidaceae.